This is a messenger RNA of Dictyostelium purpureum, 498 nucleotides long. RefSeq lists its product as uncharacterized. The transcript has 2 exons. NCBI's taxonomy places the organism in Eukaryota, Evosea, Eumycetozoa, Dictyosteliales, Dictyosteliaceae. The record is from RefSeq and is a predicted model, not a curated record. Bases 1 to 498 code for a protein of 165 amino acids.
AUGAUAAAGAAAUUAAAGUUAACCCAAUUAAUCCAACCAACUACUUUGGUUGUCAAUUAUUUUACAGUUCAUCAACAACAAGAAGAUGAACAAGAACAAUUAGUUAUUCAAAAUGAUCAACAACAAGUAGUUGAUCAACAAAAUUUAGAUCAAAAUGAAGACCAACAAAAAGAAGUAGAUCAACAAAAUUUAGAAAAAAAUGAAGAUCAACAACAAGAAAAUCAAAAAAAAUUAGAAAAUAAUGAAGAGGAGCAAUUACACCUCUCAUUAACUCUUGAGAAUCAUCCUAUAGAUACUAGUACAUAUGAACAUGAAAAUACACAUGUACUUAUACACAUAUACAUAGAUACUCUCACAUAUACAUGCUCAUACUCAUACACAAAUACAUGCACAUGUACAUCCACAUACUCAUACUCAUACAUAUUCACAUACCCUUUGCACAUGACUUUGCUCCGGACAUACUAUAUUUUGGUAUGCAUACUCUACUUUAAAAAUUGA